This is a messenger RNA of Anarrhichthys ocellatus (wolf-eel), 4345 nucleotides long. RefSeq names its product single stranded DNA binding protein 4 (gene ssbp4). The record is from RefSeq and is a predicted model, not a curated record. Gene Ontology annotation, biological process: positive regulation of transcription by RNA polymerase II. Bases 114 to 1322 code for a protein of 402 amino acids. The transcript is spliced from 17 exons. Gene Ontology annotation, cellular component: nucleus. Lineage: Eukaryota; Metazoa; Chordata; Actinopteri; Perciformes; Anarhichadidae. Gene Ontology annotation, molecular function: single-stranded DNA binding; protein binding.
AGGGGAGGGGGGAGGAAAAACACUAAAGGGGUAGCUAUGGAGAUGGAGCGUUUUCCUGGCUGCUUUCUUUGACAGGUGUUGAGUGGGGCAAAAGUCUUAAAACAGAAUCCAGCAUGUACGCCAAAGGUAAAGGAGCUGUCGUCCCUUCCGAUAGCCAAGCGAGAGAAAAGUUAGCUUUAUAUGUGUACGAGUAUUUGCUGCAUGUCGGCGCACAGAAAUCAGCACAGACCUUCCUGUCAGAGAUCCGAUGGGAGAAGAACAUCACACUUGGGGAACCUCCAGGAUUUUUACACUCAUGGUGGUGUGUAUUCUGGGAUCUGUACUGCGCUGCCCCGGACCGGAGGGAGACAUGUGAACAUUCCAGCGAGGCCAAGGCUUUCCAUGACUAUAGUGCGGCCGCUGCUCCCAGUCCAGUGAUGGGCAACAUGCCACCCAAUGAUGGCAUGCCAGGAGGACCCAUGCCCCCGGGCUUCUUUCAAGGUCCUCCAGGAUCUCAGCCCUCCCCUCACACGCAGCCCCCCCCACACAACCCCAGUAAUCCCAUGAUGGGACCUCACGGACAGCCAUUCAUGUCUCCACGGUACCCAGGCGGCCCAAGGCCCGCCCUCCGUAUGCCAAAUCAGCCUCCUGGGAGCAUCCCCGGGUCACAGCCUCUCCUACCAAACAGCCUGGACCCCACCAGACCUCAAGGACAUCCAAACAUGGGAGGUCCAAUGAGAAUGAAUCCCCCGCGAGGCAUGGGGGGCAUGGGCCCACAGAACUACGGCGGAGGAAUGAGGCCUCCUCCUAACUCCAUGGGGCCAGGGAUGCCGGGCAUGAACAUGGGUCCUGGUGGAAGAGGUCCGUGGCCGAACCCCAACACCAACUCAAUAGCUUAUUCAUCUUCAUCUCCAGGCAACUAUGUGGGCCCUCCAGGGGGAGGCGGCCCACCAGGAACUCCUAUCAUGCCAAGCCCCGGAGAUUCGACAAACUCAAGUGAAAACAUCUACACAAUGAUGAACCCUAUCGGCCCUGGUGGAAAUAGACCUAAUUUCCCAAUGGGACCGGGUCCUGACGGGCCCAUGGGUGGAAUGGGUGCUAUGGAGCAGCAUCAUAUGAACGGAUCACUAGGCUCUGGUGACAUGGAUGGGUUGCCAAAGAAUUCUCCCAACAACAUGGCAGGCAUGAACAAUCCUCCCGGCACUCCGCGGGAUGACGGCGAGAUGGCAGGCAACUUUUUAAACCCAUUCCAAAGUGAAAGUCCCCAUGGGAUGCACCUGGAAAGCAGGACUCCCCUCAAGGCCCCUCAUCCCAACGCCUGUAAAAUGGGUUUAAGAACAUGAAAAGGCCUCCAAGCAACAGGAAGGGUCUCUUCGCAGCUUCUUCUUCACCUGCCGGGCCUCGACACGGGCCCUAGGACAGUAAGAGCCCGAAACUGCUCCAAGCCUGUCUCUCCCAAACCCAAAACCUGCCCUCAUGGGGGCAUUCAAGCCCAAACAAGAUGCCGCGCUGCAUCUACCACCACUCCAUCAUAUCACGCUGAUCAUAAUUUAUGAGGGCACGCAGUUGUUGACUGACAGGGGCCGAAUACCCUCAUUCAAAAACUCCUGUGUCAGGAAUGAUUAAAAAAAAAAAUAAAAAUAAAAAAAAAAGAACUGAUAAUGUUAUUCUAGGGCAAGAAUUAAAUGUUUGUAUUUUUUGUUGUUGAUGGUAAUAUUAUUGUUAUAAUUUUCAUAAUUGAUAUUAUUCUACUAAUGUAGUUAUGUUUUCCUGUAAAGGGCACAUUUUAUCUCAGCAGCAGCAUCAACAAUGACGGAAUAAGCACACACUCAAACAAUGCACAAUCAUUUUCUGUUUACAUGAUUUUAGGUUAUUUGUUUGUCUUGUUUUUUCUUUGUCACAGUCUCUCACUUCACAUACCUCUCCUUAAAACUUCUUCUGGGCUCGUAGCUUGAGUCUUUGCCAUCUUAAUGUUUGUAGCCCCAUUCGUAUACAUGUUCAAAGUAUCGGUGAUCGGGAUAAUUAACUCUCUCAUCUAAUAGUUUACUAUCUCGGCUAAAACUAUAAAUACAGUUAAAGCAGAGGCUUUCUCAGAGCGCUGCUGUUUUCUGGUACAAAGUGUCUGCUCAUGCACCUCGAUGAUCCUAUGUCUAGCUAUCUUGCCUUAAUAAGCACCCCUUCUCACAGUCUUCUAUGUUUUACUGCAUGGGAAUUGCUCUGAGGUGCCAGUUUCCAUUCAGUAACAGGCAGAGCAAGAGAGCAUCUCUUCUAUGGAUUUGGUCUUGUCUGUAAAUACAACAUAUUUAGCUUGUAUUGUGGUUGUUUUAUUAUUUGUUAUUUACAAGUUGUCUGUGGUUCCUACCCUUCCAUCACCUUGUUUUGAUUUCAACCUCACUGUGGACUCCAAGUGGAACUGUUUUCCUCCCAGGGUUCAUUCUGGUCUCUCGCCAAUGUCUCCUGUUUUUGGGGGACACAAAGAUACACUCACGAAGCCGGCUUUCUUGCUUGGAGUUUGGGGUGAACUCACAGAUUCUGUAUGAUCCACUUUCUUAACCCAGACAAGACGGGCUAAAUAACUGGCUCCCAAUCGACCAGUUCCCUCAACGAGCCCCAAUGCGUACGGGAUAAUGGAUCCAGAGUAUUGGGAGGACGUAGCAGCGCUGAUGACGGGAGCAGAGUGAUGCACCUUGGGGUUAACCGACCAUGCAGCCACAUCGGUCUGAAGACGAGGAACAAUACCGGGACACUUUUGUAAUGGAUUUAUUUCCAUUAUUUGUGGAUUGUUUUCAGCAUAUUAUUUUUAUUUGAAGUGUACUGAGAAAAUGAAAGCCCGUAGAAUCUGCACACAAAGAAAAGCAUAGUUACAUAUUACGCUAUUUAAUUUGUUUCUUUCUGUAUGUUAUGUGCCCUUGGCCUGAUCAACUCUCUGUCACUGCUUUCAAAGGGAUACAUUAUCUCUCAAGGCAUCACACUGCAGCAACUUACGUCAUGGCUGUGUUCAAACCGACAAUAACUAAACAACCGUUGUAGCCUCUAUGGGUGAUGGUGACGUACUCGUCAAUUUUCUGAUAUCAAUGUGAACAGAUUGUACCCAGAGUUCAACAGGGACAGCUCCAGGAUUUGGCUAUUGGUGGCCUGGGAAACACUCCAUGUGUAGUGACACACACCUCCCUUCUUUCCUCCAGUCCCAUCCCUCACCUCUCCCCAAAAAUGUCUCCCCUCCCUUCUCUUUAAUUUCCUGUUUUGUAAAUACUGUAUAAUGCAUUUUGAUAUCAUUGACAUGUUUUGAUAUGUCAGUCACUACCAAUGAAUACAGCUGAAAGUAAAUUAUAAAUAAAACUGUCCAUGUUUUUUUCAUAGAGAAAGGAUGCGCUGACUAUUUGGCUCAUGUGGCUAAAUUUCCAUAAAAAUGUAUAGAAUACAGUAACACAAUAAAUGCAGACUGUAUGCUGAAGACUUGUAUGGUGGGGAGGAUAGGACAGAGAGAGGACAGGACAGAGAGAAGCAGACAAGCUGUGGCGUCCUCACUCUGCCCUCGUCUCCUUGUGUUUCAGUUGAAUGUUACUAUUGGCUUUGAAUAAUCAUUUGAAUCAUUUUUCCAAAGGGCAUCUUCUCACAAAAAAAACAUGUGACCUCUUAUUGCAGUUUUUAAUAUGAAGGAUUUUUAUCAAUUUAAGAAAACUUUUAAAAAGGUAAAAAUACUUAAGAGAACCUCAUUUUAAAUUAAGACUAGAUCAAAAAGUAACUGUGUCCUUUGCUAUUCGCUCCUGUUAUAGCGUUGUAUAGAUCGAAGCUCUCUCACUGAUCCUCUCUCAGUCCUCUGUGUAUAUCGAUCGUUGGCCAUCUCUGUACUUCUAUUGUGAUGUAUAAUACUGUACCAUUAGGAAGAGUUGCUGGUUGGGCGGGGUGGUUAUGUUGAGUCGGGGAGGGGUGGGGGAUUCAAGGGAAGGGGAUAUAAAUGAUUCUCCUGUACCAUUCAUGGUCCUUUCUGAUGACACGGCAGUAUUCAAUAUGAAGCAGUCUGUCUCUUGGGUUUGCUUUGUAUUUUCAUGGUAGGAUAGUUCAGAAUCUUGUCUUAGGGACUUAGGUGUCUUGUGUAGGUAAUAAAGAUGUUCUUUGUAUGUUUCUUUAUAUUGUAAAGUUUCUUUAGACUGAAAGAAAAACAGAUAAUUUGCUUAUCAAAAAAGAAACAAUGCAUCAAUAAUAAAUGUCAUUUGAUUUUUCCUUGCUGUUUGAAUCUCUUCCUCUCAGCUCUCAUUUAGCUUUUAACCAUUUUGCAGUACAAAAGGAGAAGUUAUAUACAGUGUAGGAAAAGAUCACAUAAACAUUUUUUGUACAUUUUUUUGAAAUUUUAAUAUGUUAAUAU